GGAAGCCAGCACCCCGUGCUCUCCACACCCUCAGCCUCAGGCUUGUACUGCUGCUCUGGCUGGCUCCUGGAUGGGCAGAGUGGGGUCACCCUGGGGCUUCUUCCAUAGCCCAGAGCAGCUGUGGCUGCCCGUCCCCGGGAGUGUCCCAGGCCAGGUGGGACACUGGGGCUUGGAGCAGCCAGGUCUAGUGCAAGGUGUCCCUGCCCGAGGCAGGGGGUGGAACGAGAUGUACUUGGAGGUCCCUUCCAACCCAAAGCAGUCCAUGAUUUUGAUUGUGUGACAGUUUGAUGCCUGCCCUGAGGUCAAGUUUCAUGUCUGAACCCUUGGGUGUGCUCGUGCCCCCAGACUGUGCUUUGGCAGGCACAGAGCAGAGCUGUGAGCAGGGAGCCCUGGGGCAGCUCAGGGGCUGUGUGACAGGGGCUGCCCUGGCUCAGGGCCCGCUUCCCCCGGGCUCGGGAGGCUGAUGGUCCACGUGCCCCUGCAUCUGAGGGGCUCUGAGGGGCUCUGAGGGCAUGUACCUGUGGAGAGGUGCGCUCAGUGUGAGCUGAGGGGCAGAACAGGGAAGGAGGUUCCCUCCCUCUGCCAGAGGAAGGGCUCUGUGCUGUCGGUAAGGCUUGCCAAGGUCUUGCUGCGGGAGGAUGGUGAUGUUCUGUGGUCCUGGAGCAGAGCUGAGGCAGGACAGGCUCCAUGGUGAGGGGCUGGGGGAGGAGAUCCUUCAGGCAGCCCCCUCACUGCAUUCAAGCUUUGCUGCAUCCCAGUGCCCACAGAAAUGCUGGCUGGGAGACUGGUGAGGAAGAAAGGAGAGAUCCUGGGCUCCAUUGCUCCCCAGGGCACUCAAGGCAGCAGAUUCCAUCUCUGCAGCACCUGGCACAUGGAAUCCCAGGAUCUGUGGCAGGGACUGCAGGAAGUCUGCCUGUCACUGAGGGACAGCACGUGUAGCUGACAGGGUUUCCAUAGAUUGCCUUUGGAGCUCUGGGUGUGUCAGAGCCUCCUGGCCCUGGGAGGACUCCUGGGCCCCCAGCUCAGGAGCCUGUCCCUGCACAGACCUGAGCCAUAUCUGCAGCCUCCCUGAUUGCAGAGGCUUCUAAAGCUGGAUUGCACGUGGGUGAGUGCAGGUUUCUGCAGAGACCUGUGCCAGCUUCCUGGUGCUGCAGGUGACCUGGACACCAGCGAGUUCAGGUAAAGUCCAUGUGCAGGUGUGCUGGGGAAGGCUGCAAAGCCAGGUGCUGUCAGGGUGUGCUUGUCUCCAGAAAGCUGGGGACAAGUUCAAUGGGAGGCAUCCGAGGUGGAGAGCAAAGUCCCAGGGAAAUACAGAUUUGAGUGCCUCUGGUAAUUUGGGGGUUUUAUUAGCAAGUUGUGUACAGUUUGAGCCUGACUGGGAGGAGGCCACCUGUGCUGGAAGGGAAGCUAGAGGCUGAUGGCCAAGGUCAGCAUUUCUCAGGGGUGCUGGACAUUUGUUUAGUGUUUUCUUGCAUGUCCAAAGUGUGAGAAGAGUCCCAGUAAAUGUGUGUCAUUGGCACUGGCUGUGCCAGGCAGGCAGGGUGUUUACUGUGAAGCUGAAAAGCAUUCCCUGUGUGAGGGAUGGGGCUGCCAGACCCCCGGGCUCCCCAGCUGGAAUCCAGUCACUCAAGUGACUGUGCACGGAGCCUGAAGGAGGAGCAAAAACGUCUGGGAGGGAAGAGACCCUGACACAGGAGGAAAGUAAGUACUUGGCUGGUUUAGCUGAGGAAUGAGGGCAGAGCUAGGCCAAACCUGACCCGAAAUGCACAGGUGUGACAUGAAAGAGCUCCUUCAGGAAAGGCAGCACUGAACAAAAGGGGUGGAUUUAGGAUGGCUGCGGGGGAAGCAAAUUGUGGAAGAAUUUUCUAACUGCAUGUCAUGAGCUUUGUGAGGAGUUUGCUCAGAGGCGUCCCUGCUUUCCUCUCCUUUCCUUCCCACAGAGCACCUCUCAGCACGGCUUGCAGACGACGUCUGUGUAGAGGUGAAUUCUGGCUGCCUGCUCGGGGACAGACCUUUGCUCUCUGUACCUCGCUGUGCUCCUGGCUUGGCUGGAGGGACGUAGGGAGCUGUGGUGGGAAGCAGAGCUGUGAAGGGAAGUAACGCAGCGUGCAGCUCGCAGGGAUUGAAGCUUGGUGCCUGUGCCCCCUCCCCGGACCUGCUCUGAGCCCUGCCCCCCUGCCCUCGGCUACCUGGGCCCCACAAGGGUGGCCAAAGUCAGUUUGUGUUCCUGGGUCUUGUGUGGUCCCCCCACAAACCCUCCCGGUGCCGGUGACCCUGCAGCAGUCUUUGCCCCUGGUGUUUGCACGUCUCCCCCGUUACUGAGGACAGCUCUAAAAAUGGUGAGGCAAUGGCCACCAACGGUGGAGGAGCCUUCAGCGACUACUCCUCCUCCGUGCCCUCCACCCCGAGCAUCAGCCAGCGGGAGCUGCGGAUCGAGACCAUCGCUGCCUCCAACACCCCCACCCCUAUCCGCAAGCAGUCCAAGCGGCGCUCCAACAUCUUCACGUCCCGGAAGGGCGCGGACCCGGAGCGCGACAAGAAGGUGCCGGAGUGCAAGGCCGACAGUAUUGGCAGCGGGCGGGCCAUUCCCAUGAAGCAGGGCAUUCUCCUCAAACGCAGUGGCAAGUCCCUCAAUAAGGAGUGGAAGAAGAAGUACGUGACGCUGUGUGACAAUGGGGUCCUCACCUACCACCCCAGCCUGCACGACUACAUGCAGAACGUGCAUGGCAAGGAGAUCGACCUGCUGAGAACCACGGUGAAGGUGCCGGGCAAGCGGCUCCCCAGGGCCACGGCAGCGCCCAGCGCCAGCCCCAAGGCCAACGGGCUGGCCAAGGAGCGGAGCAGCUCGCAGCUGGCAGCAGGCACAGGUGCUCCCCACUCGACCAGCAGCACCUCCCUGCACUCGGAGCGCUCCAUCAGCGGCAUCAACCUCGUGGGCUUCAGCUCCAAGCCAGACGGGAUGCACCAGCGCUCCUACUCUGUCUCCAGUGCAGACCAGUGGAACGAGGCCGUGGCUAUCCCUGGCAGCUGCCCCAACCCCUCUAACGGUACUGCCGACUCCCUCAGCUCCAGCCCAAACAUUUCCAGUGCCGCCAGCCCAAAGCUGGAGCCGCCUCCGUCACCGCAUGCCAACAGGAAAAAGCAUCGCAGGAAAAAGAGCACAGGGACAACUCGGCUCGAUGGCCCCAGCACGGCAGCAGAAGAACCAGAUGAGCCAUUUGAGUUCAUUAUCGUGUCACUGACGGGCCAGACGUGGCUCUUUGAAGCCUCAACAUCAGAGGAGCGGGAGCUCUGGGUGCAGGCCAUUGAGAGCCAGAUCCUGGCCAGCCUGCAGGGCUGUGAGAGCAGCAAAAACAAGGCUCGGCUGGGCAGCCAGGGCGACGCGCAAGCCAUGCAGGCCGUCCGCACCGCGCGCGGGAACAGCUUCUGCGUGGACUGCGACGCACCGAAUCCGGACUGGGCCAGUCUGAACCUGGGUGCCCUCAUGUGCAUCGAGUGCUCCGGGAUCCAUCGCAACCUGGGCACCCACCUGUCCCGUGUGCGCUCCCUGGACCUGGAUGACUGGCCUAGCGAGCUUCUUAUGGUCAUGACGGCCAUCGGCAACGCACUGGCAAACGCUGUCUGGGAGGGAAUGGUGGAGGGGUACCCCAAGCCCACGCCUGAGAGCAGUCGGGAGGAGAAGGAGCGCUGGAUCCGGGCUAAGUAUGAGCAGAAGCUCUUUCUGGCCCCACUGCCCCAGUCUGACAUCCCGCUGGGGCAGCAGCUGCUGCGGGCCGUGGUGGAGGAUGACCUGCGCCUCGUGGUGACACUGCUGGCCCACGGCACCAAGGAGGAAGUGAACGAGACCUACGGAGACGGAGACGGGCGCACCGCGCUGCAUCUGUCCUGCGCAAUGGCCAACGUAGUCUUCACACAGCUGCUCAUCUGGUACGGAGUGGAUGUGAAGAGCCGGGACGCGCGGGGCCUGACCCCGCUGGCCUACGCCCGGCGGGCCGGCAGCCAGGAGUGCAUCGACAUCCUGCUGCAGCACGGCUGCCCCAGCGACAGCGCCGCCACGCUGACCCCCAGCCUGCCCCGCCGCAACGCCAACGCCAACAACAACGCCUGCGCCGCCGCGCCCGCCGAGCUCAGCGCCAGCCCCGGCACGGGCUAGCCCGGCACGGGCCCUCUGCUCGCCGCACAGCUGCCCUCCAGCCCUGCCGCCGAGCGGGGCCGAGAGCCGCACAGACGGGCCCCACGGCGCCUGCCCCACCAGAGCCCCGCUGCAGCCAGGGGGAGGCUGGCAGCCAGCCGGGAGCCAGCAUCCUGCCCCUGUGCGCUGGUUCCAGCCCCCUCUGGCCGUGCAGCUGUGCAGACCCCGUGCUGGCAGCUUGUGGAGGGGCUCCUGCAUAAUCACUGCGGUGGCUCCAGUGCGCCCGUUCUCGUGACCGGUACGUGGGUGGGGAGGCAGCGUCUCCUGCUCCCCCCACACUUCUGUAGAUAAAGCAGGGGCUGGGGCAGCUCAGGUGUGUGGCCUCCCCUGCACAGCAGCACCAGGGAGGCUGAUGGCUGCGCCUGCUCCCUCGGGGAGGUCAGUGUGGUCACUCCCCUCCUGCUCUCCCUCCGUGUUGGCCUUGCCACACCUCCCAGUGCAGGGGUGAGGUGGGGGCAGCAGGAGAUGCGUGCUUCUCCAUCGCACCCCCACGCUCCUGUGCUUCUGGCCAGUGCAGGAGGGCUGCUCGCACCAAUACUGCUCCCCGUGUGCUGAUGCAAGGGUGGCACCUCCCCAGCACUGCCCCUGGACAAAGGCCUCCCCAGCCUCCCUGAUGACCCAGAGGGGGAAGAGGAUGGUCACCUCGGGAUCCCCAGCUCUGUCUGUCUGUCUGUCUGUAGAGUCACUGUCCUUCCAGGUUAAAGCUCCAAGCUCCAAGCCAUACACAGUGUCUCCAUCAGAGCCUCCCGCUGGCUCCCGCUGCUGCCCAGGUGGGGCUGGUCUCCAGCUGAGCAAGAGGAGAGGAGAGAAGCAUCUCUCUUUGCAUUGGGGUCAAGCCUCUAGCUGAAUGCUGGAACCUCAAGGCUUCGGACACUGCUAUGGAAUGUCUCUGUCACUUGUGUAUAAAAUGUACAUUGGAAAUAUUUAUAUGGACACUCUGUAUAUACGGUUUCUUUUCCAUAAGUUGCCCUGUGUGUGUUAUCUGCAGCCAAGGAGAUAAAGGCCAAUAAAGCAACCCACCUCCUGCCA
Molecule: messenger RNA, 5221 nt
Organism: Motacilla alba alba
Lineage: Eukaryota; Metazoa; Chordata; Aves; Passeriformes; Motacillidae
Gene: AGAP3
Product: ArfGAP with GTPase domain, ankyrin repeat and PH domain 3
Exons: 12
Coding region: 2348-4153 (601 amino acids)
Biological process (GO): proteasome-mediated ubiquitin-dependent protein catabolic process
Cellular component (GO): nucleus
Molecular function (GO): GTP binding; protein binding; GTPase activity
Source: RefSeq, a predicted model, not a curated record